Molecule: messenger RNA, 5532 nt
Organism: Engraulis encrasicolus (European anchovy)
Lineage: Eukaryota; Metazoa; Chordata; Actinopteri; Clupeiformes; Engraulidae
Gene: atf6b
Product: activating transcription factor 6 beta
Exons: 17
Coding region: 302-2383 (693 amino acids)
Biological process (GO): regulation of transcription by RNA polymerase II; endoplasmic reticulum unfolded protein response
Cellular component (GO): nucleus
Molecular function (GO): DNA-binding transcription factor activity, RNA polymerase II-specific; RNA polymerase II cis-regulatory region sequence-specific DNA binding
Source: RefSeq, a predicted model, not a curated record
GAAGUGGGUUUCCUUGUCUGUGUCAUAUGUUCGGCGAUGCGGUCUUUCAAAUGGAAAUAUAUGAGGCAUUUUAAAUGAAGGGGAUAUUGGAUUAAAUUAAUCCAAAUUUAUUUUUCGUCCAUGUUUAUUGUUACGCGCGAAUGGUGAUCACUCAGAAGAAAGAGUUUGGUCGUAAGACGGAAAACCUACUUCCUUGUAUGAUUUGUAUUGGUUGUAGCCGUAGCGUUUGAAUAGCUAACGUUAUUGCCCUGCAUUAGAUAGAUAGCAGACAAGGAAACCCUUCGCACACGCCUGAGUGGCGAUGACUACGGAGCUUUUAUCGGAUCUUGAUACCCGUUUCUUCGCUGACAAUCUCCUAACAAGCGAAGAUUGGGAUGCCUGUCUGUACCAGUGCGAGAGCAUGGAGGAGGGGGAAGAUGGCGGCGACUACAGCAGUGGACUGAAGUAUAACGCGCUGGACCAGGAGCUGGUGCUGACUCUGGACCCCGACAACCGCUCGUCACCAUGGAAGGACCUCGGCAACAAUCUCCUGACAGGUGAUGUUCCUGCCCUUCAGGAGGAGAUGACUCUAACACAGCCCCUGCCAGAAGAUAUGUUGUUUCAGGUGAAGGCUGAGCCUCCAUCUCCAGUAGCCUCUCCAGUCUCCGACAUCGUCGCUGCCCCCUCUCCCGACACACAGAUCUCCGUAAAGGGUGAGAACCCCCCCACCCCUCCCUACAUGUUUGGGGAUGUUCUGUCUCCGCCCCUCAACAGCAUAGAGCUCUCAUUGGCUACUGCCCAGCCUCAAGCCCCAGCCAUCGCAGAGCCCCCCACUCAGACCACAGUCCUGUCGUCCGUUGCGUGUGUGAAGAGUUCCAUCGUGACCAGUAAGCCGGCUAUCCAGCCACGGCCCAUGUGUGUGACGGGCCUGCAGCCUUCACACGCGCACACACCCACCAAAACACUCAUCCUGCAGGGGCAGAGCAGGCCAGUGGUGCUCUCUCCGUCGGUGUGUCUAAGCUCCGCCCCUGCCAUCGUGAAGAUGGAGCCCAUCUCUCCCAGCAUGCCUCAAUGCAGCGCUACGUUACCCGUCGCUACGCUAGCCGCUAGCAAGCCCAUCAUCCCCACAACGACACUGCCUGCUGGCAACGACAUCGAUAUGAAGGUCCUGAAGCGGCAGCAGCGUAUGAUAAAGAACCGGGAGUCGGCCUGCCAGUCGCGUCGCAAGAAGAAGGAGUACCUGCAGAGCCUGGAGGCCCAGCUACGAGAGGCCCAGCAGGAGAACCAGAGGCUACGCAGGGAGAACCAGCAGCUCAGGGAGAGACUGGCCUGCCCAGAGGGUGGAGAGCCCAGCAGCAGUAAGAGGGCCGUGUGUGUGAUGGCCGUGCUCCUAUUCAUUACGUUCAGCUUCGGACCAGUCAGCAUCACAGACAGGAAGUUGGAGACGGCGCUGCAGGACAGUUUAGCCCCACCCUCUACCGGGAGACGGCUCUUCAUGUACGACGAGCUCAACCAAUCGCAUUCCAGCGAGGCCAGCAGCAGCCAACCAGACGCCAGCGAGGCCAGCCAAUCACACUUGAGCUCAGACAGCUCAGCCCCACCCACACACACGGAGGAGGAAGGGGUCGCGCAGGAGCGGUGGGCCCGAGACGAACUGAGGAACCUGAGCAGUGUGUUUAGUGACGUGAAGGAUCUGGUGCUACAAGACAUCGAGCGCUACUUCUCAUCGCCAGACUGCCGACAGUUCAACCGCUCGGAAUCACUAAGGUUGGCAGAUGAGUUGCGUGGGUGGGUGCAUCGGCACCAGAUCGACCGCACCAAGUCUGGAGGGAAAAAAGCCCCUCUCAAGAAGCCCAGACUAGCACAGCAGAAGACGCACCCGAGGAAGACAAACUUCUCUCGCUACCUGCCUAUCCAGACACACAGGUCCAUAGACAGUCAGCUGCAGGUGUUCCGGGGUCCGGAGCCCUCGGGAGAGAUCAGCUACAGUGACUUCAUGGACGCCAUCGACCGCCGCGAGGACACUUUCUACGUCGUGUCAUUUAGAAGGGAUCAUCUGCUCCUGCCAGCUAUCAGCCACAACAAGACGACUCGGCCCAAGAUGUCCCUCGUCAUGCCCGCUAUGUCUGUCAACGAGUCUCUGUAUAACUCCAGUGGCGGCUACGAGAUGAUGAUGCAGGUGGACUGCGAGGUGAUGGACACCCGCAUCAUCCCCAUCAAGCAGUCGGCCGUGCCCCCCUCCCUACGAGACCCCCCGCGGCCCCCCUCCUCGCACCACCACGCCAACCACACCUCCCUCAAGGGACGCCAGCAUGGCAACGGGCACAGCAACGCAGCGUCACGCCAACCACUCGCCAUGCGGAGGAGAGGAGGCUACCUCCUCAGUCAGGAGGGAGGGAUGUAGAGGAGGAGAGAGGGAUGAGGGGAAAGGGGAGGAGGAGGAGGAAAGAGGUAUGGGAGAGGGAAGAAGCUAUGAGACAGGGAAGAAGUCCUGGACAAAAAGUGAAGGCUGUUCAAGACAUAAAAAGAGGAUUUUCUUUUCUUUUUCUUUUUUGUUGUUUUUUCCCCCUUGAGGCAAAAUGCUGGAACUUAGCAGCCUUGAAGCCGCCCACCAUAGCAACCGUUGUCAUAGCAACAGCUCUACAUUCCGUAUUCUACUGUGAUUCCAGACACACGGUCCUUUAGGUACUGAUACACAGAGCAACUUGUUGAGCAAUGUGGCCAGGCAACAACAUGAUUGGCUUCUAAUCUCUUGGUGAAGGUGCUGUACUGAUCAAGAGUCCACACACACCAUCUUAAGGGAUCUUUGCCCAAAACAAAGCUCAAAAAAUUGCCCUGUCCAUCAUCACCUUUACACUUAAUCCUAAACCUAGCUCACCUGGCGUAUAACUUGAGACUUAACUGUAACCCAGGGAUAGAGUAUGAUCUAUUUUGGGGACUGGAACUAUGAGAUAUGGGACCUAUACUACAAGGCUGGUUCAGGAGUAAACCAGGUAAAGCUGAGAGGUAAAUCAUCUAAUAGAAGAGCCUGGAGUCCUCAUUUUCUUAUUCUAUCUCUUCUAUUAGAUGAUUUAUGUCUUGACUUAACCUAGUUUACUCCUGAACCAGCCUCUUAGUAUAUGCCCAUGGUGACUGACUAUAAAACUCAUCCCCUUCAAUACACAACAUGACAAUAUACAAUUGCAUCUUACAACAAGACACACUGACUCGCACAUAACAAUUCACACGUCUUGUAACAAAAUUCAGUCAUACAUAACAAUAGGCUACACGUUCACACAUCUUAUUUAUUCAACACCGGUAUGAGUUCCCCCAUCUUAAUGUCUCUAUAAAUAAUAUAUAUAUAAAUGUCUUCUUUAAUACCAGUGAGGCUAGCCCAGAGUCAGAUGGGUGUGUGUGUGUGUGUGUGUGUGUGUGUGUGUGUGAGAGAGAGAGAGGCUUGAGACGUACGGCAGAGAGUGUAUGUCUACUACUUUGUGUUUGUAUAUUUGCUUUUACGACCUUCACAGGCGAGAACUGUGUGUGUGUUUUUUUCUGUUUUGUUGAUUUCUUUUUUACACAUACUUGUUACUUUUUACUUUUCCGAAUGUGUUUGUUAUAUUUUGAUUGAGGAAUAUUUAAAGUGUCUAAUUGUUUUAAAAUAGUUGUAUAUAUAUUGGUGAUUUGUUUUGUACUUUUUACUAUAUUUCUUUGGUUCAGUUCUGUUGUUCCUGGUCAGUCAUGUCCCUCAGUCCACUGCAACAAAAGUUAACAUACAUUUGCAACAAAAAAAAAAAGAAAAGACAAAAAAGAAACAAAACUAAAAAUCAAAGAUGUCUUUAUGUUGUAUUCCUGCUUCCUGAUGUAAAUUAUAAUUAUUAUGAGUAGGAUACUAAUCAUAGUGCCAGAGAGGCAGCGGACGACUAUGCCUACAUGAAAGCCCUAUUACCAUAAAGAGAAUACAGGAGGAAACCCUCCCUUCCCUCAGGUCCCUUUGGGUCCUACUCAGUUUCUAACCUCACUUCCUCUCCUUUUGCUUGUGUCCUCGUGCUUUGCUGACGCAACACCUCCAUGGAGAAAGCAUUAAAGAAAGAAAAUGAGUUUCCCCGCUGUCAGCCUAGGCACAGCAACAUUUGGGGACCUCCCAUUCAACAUCCUGAUUGCAAAUGAGAAAAUGGCCUUUGAAUUGGAUAAAUGUCAAGGAGGUCUGGCCUUGCAUCAUGAGGCCACAAGCAGAAAGAGGGAACGGGAGGUUAGAUAUUGAAUUUGGACCCUUUGACUUGACCACCUCCCCUCCUGACGGCCUCUCCUCACACACCUAUGACCAUACCACUUUUGCCCAGUGCCGUAGCACCCAAAUUCUGGGCCCAAUGUACAUCCAGCUUCAAUGGACCCCCUUUAUAUGUGAUAUUAAUGGCAAUCGUACAUCCACACACCCCUCAAGAAAUGACCUCUGUCUUCCUCAUUUAGCUCCAGAAUCAUAACAUAGCUGUGUUAGCGUCUGAUUCCAAAAUGACUAAUGUUACUAGAAAGAUGCGUUUAUAUGAGGUACUUUGAAAUGUUACUGUGUUGUGUAAAAUAUCUUCCGUACUGUCACAGUGAUCUCAAAUCUUAUCUGAACACCUGCCUUUUCUCCUGAUUGUCUCAAAUCUUAUCUCAACCUCUGCCUUUUCGCCCAAUUAUCUCAAAUGUUAUCUGAAAGUCUGCUUUUUUAUCUGCCAACCGUCCAUAGAGACAGGGGAGAGGGGGGAUCUCUGAGGGACUCCUGGGAACUAGGGGUAACCUGAAGAAAAUGGGUGGGUCCUGAGUCAAAACUUCCACAAAUUUCGAUUCAGUAUGAAAACGCCUUUAGUAAGGUGUGUACACCAGAUACAGAGAGGCGAGGAAAUGGGCUGUGGUGAGAGGUCCUUGUACUGUACAUGACCUAUUGCUCAAAAGGAAGGGGACAGACAAGGGGGUGUGGGCUGAGCGCUGUGCUUUAGCUGCUUGGGUGGAUGCAGACAUGAGUGUAUAUCUGGGUGCGUUAGGGAAUGCGUACCUGAUGUGCGUGUGUGAGCGAGUGAGGUGUGUGGGAUUGUGUAUGUACUACUGCAUGAUUAUGUUUGGACCUUCUUUUUAUUGUUGCUAUUAACAGCGUUUUGUAUGUUUGGUGAGCAAUUCAUAAACUUUAUCAUUCCCUCCAAAACUCACAACAGACUUUUAGGAACGUAAAAAACGCAAGCGUUUUCUUCUGUACAUGCACAUUCCUACAUACACAUUCACACAACCACAUUCAAAUGCCACACCGGACGUGAGUGUAGCUUGGUUGGUAUCAGCGAUCAUGUGAGACCUGGCUUCUGGUCUGCUUGCUGUUGCAUGUCUGAUAGUUUGUUAAAGAAAUGUAAAUAUGGCCCCUGUGUCCCUUUUUUACCUAAUUUUAAUAUUUAAAAGAUUUUUUUCAAGAAGAGUGGAAUAUUUUGUUUCUUUUUCAUUGUCCGAGACUUUUGAACUACUGCCUUUUCUCUUUGUAGAGGAUGAAAUUGUAAAAAAAAAAAAAUGGAAAGUUGAGGUUUAAAUAAAAAAGACACUUCUCUAAAA